AUGGCGCUCGACACUUUCUUCCACAACAAGAUCGAGAGUAUGAAGCUCGAGAUCAUCCAAGGGCAGGCAGUGUUGCGACGAUUAGAAGCACAGCGAAACGAAUAUAACAGCCGAGUGCGAUUAUUAAGGGAGGAGUUGGGUCUGCUACAGCAACCCGGAAGCUAUGUCGGUGAGGUGGUCAAAGUCAUGGGAACGAAAAAGGUGUUGGUCAAGGUACAUCCGGAGGGCAAAUAUGUGGUGGAUGUGGCGGACAACAUCGACAUUUCCAAAUUGACCGCUGGCAAGCGAGUCACACUACUAUCGGAUUCUUACAAACUCUCAUCGUUACUGCCAUCUUCGGUCGAUCCGCUGGUGUCGCUCAUGAUGGUCGAAAAGGUUCCCGACAGCACAUACGACAUGAUCGGAGGACUAGACGAGCAGAUCAAACAAAUCAAAGAGGUCAUUGAACUCGGGCUGAAGCACCCCGAACUAUUCGAAUCACUCGGCAUCGCGCAACCAAAAGGUGUCCUCCUCUACGGACCUCCAGGAACCGGCAAAACUCUCCUCGCCCGAGCCGUCGCCCACCACACCGACUGCAAAUUCAUCCGAGUCUCCGGGUCCGAACUCGUGCAGAAAUACAUCGGCGAAGGCUCCCGCAUGGUCCGCGAGCUCUUCGUGAUGGCGCGCGAGCACGCCCCCAGCAUCAUCUUCAUGGACGAAAUCGACUCGAUCGGGUCCUCCCGAGUGGAGGGAAGUUCCGGCGGCGACAGCGAGGUGCAACGCACAAUGUUAGAACUGCUCAACCAACUCGACGGCUUCGAGCCGACGAAGAACAUCAAAAUCAUCAUGGCGACCAACCGUCUCGACAUCCUCGACCCGGCCCUCCUCCGCCCCGGUCGCAUCGACCGCAAAAUCGAAUUCCCCCCGCCCACCACCGAGGCCCGCGCUGACAUCCUCCGCAUCCACUCCCGAUCUAUGAACCUCACCCGCGGCAUCAACCUCACGAAAAUCGCGGAGAAGAUGAACGGGUGCUCCGGGGCCGAGCUCAAGGGUGUCUGUACCGAAGCUGGCAUGUAUGCGCUCCGUGAACGCCGUGUGCACGUCACUCAGGAGGAUUUCGACCUCGCGACGGCGAAGGUCCUGAACCGCCAGAACGACAAGGAGAUGAGUCUGAGCAAGCUGUGGAAGUAG
Molecule: messenger RNA, 1170 nt
Organism: Dissoconium aciculare CBS 342.82
Lineage: Eukaryota; Fungi; Ascomycota; Dothideomycetes; Mycosphaerellales; Dissoconiaceae
Product: proteasome regulatory particle subunit RPT6
Exons: 2
Coding region: 1-1170 (389 amino acids)
Biological process (GO): proteasome-mediated ubiquitin-dependent protein catabolic process
Cellular component (GO): proteasome regulatory particle, base subcomplex
Molecular function (GO): proteasome-activating activity; ATP hydrolysis activity; ATP binding
Source: RefSeq, a predicted model, not a curated record